ACCUAACUAAAACACAAACCUUCCAAUUGUCAUCCUCCAUUCAGUUUUUUCACCAACCCAUACGCCCUCUUCUUCUUCACUUCUUUUCCCCAACAAACGUGAAAUUCAAAGCCCUAAACGCAUCCCAAUUUCUGUAUUAUUUAAAUCGAUGAUGAUCUUCAAACCCUAAUAGCUCAAUCAGGACGAUGGUGAGGUUGCCCCAUGAUUUCUUCCUGAACCCUAAUUCGAUCGUCAAUGGAACAAAGCCGAACUCUUGCUUCAGAAUCGUCGUCAAAGAAUGCAGUAGCAGAAGAUCAAGAAAGCUUGAAGGUGAUUCAAUGGGAAGAUUUCGACCAAGAGCUCGCGCGUCUCUGGAGUCUCUCCUCUGCCCUCAACGAAGCUAAAGAAAAGAAAUUUUCACUUCAGCAGAAGCUCGAGUCCUUCAUACAGGUGGAAGCAGAGUCAUUGAAUCGGUCAAAUGAGCUUGAUGAGAUGCGUGAGAAAUUGGAGUCUCGGAAAUUGGUAAUGGGAAACACCUUGAUGCAUUCGAGGGUUAUAGAUGAGAAUGUUAAGAAGCAGGAGGAGCAGCUUAGUACCGAAAUUAGGUCACUGUUGGUUGCUGGGACAUCCCUUUCUGUAGCUAGUAAACGCCUGCAGGAAGCAAAUAGGUUACUUGCUGGAGAAAGGGGUUAUUUUCAUCUUAAAAGUCUGCAGAAGUUGCUAAGAGUGAGGCAACAAUAUAUGGUGUCACAAGUUUCGUUGCUCUAUCCUGUAAAAGUCGUGAUUGGACAAGGACAAGAGCAUGAACUUGAAUCAUUUACCAGUUGUAGUAGAUCGGAAAAUUCUGCUGGAUCAAAACAUCUUGAGCAAGGAUCCUUGACUAUUUCCGGUCUGCAUCUGAAUAUGCUCCCCUUUAAGAAGAUUAGUUUUUUCACUGAUAAGAAGGAGGUCCAGAGAUCUGCGACUGCCCUGGGAUAUGUAGCACAUGCUGUUUCACUUAUUGCUUCCUAUUUAGAAGUUCCUUUGCGUUACCCUUUGCGAUUGGGAGGUUCUCGAUCAUAUAUUCAUGACUAUGCACCUUCGGUUGAGUCUACAUCAUCUGAUUUGAUGUUGAAUUCAUCACUUUCCACAAAUUUGAAGCCCGUAGAAUUUCCCCUCUUUUUAGAAGGUCAAGAUACAACUAGAGCAGCUUAUGCCGUAUUCUUGCUAAACAAGGAUUUAGAGCAGCUUUUGAAUUUCAUUGGUGUCAGGAGUUUAGGGCCACGGCAUGUAUUGGGUAAUUUAAAGGAGCUUAUAAGGACUAUCCUUUCUCCAGAAUACAUAGAUACGUGAUCCAAGCUUCAAAUAUUGAGUGUAAGUUUCUGUAAAUGGUUUAUUUGUAUUUUUACAAGGGUGCAAAUUUUUUGGUGGAGCACCUAGCCAUAAGCCUUGUCAAUUUUUGCUUUAGUGCAAUGGAAAAUAUGAAUUUAAACCA
Molecule: messenger RNA, 1453 nt
Organism: Cornus florida
Lineage: Eukaryota; Viridiplantae; Streptophyta; Magnoliopsida; Cornales; Cornaceae
Product: vacuolar protein sorting 38
Exons: 6
Coding region: 235-1311 (358 amino acids)
Biological process (GO): SNARE complex assembly
Cellular component (GO): endosome; lytic vacuole
Molecular function (GO): SNARE binding
Source: RefSeq, a predicted model, not a curated record